AUUGAAAGUUUGUUCCCGCGUUUUCCUGCCACCGGAAGUUAAUGUAAUACAUGCGCAUCAGCGUGACGUUGUGUUCCCGGCAUAUCUGAGGUUAUUGUGAAUACAUUUUAUUGAGGCCACUAUGUCAUCAACCCGUCCAAAAGCCAAAAAGGAUGAAGAAAUUGUUGAGGAGGCAGGUACUGUUGAGGAGGAGGAAGAAGAGGAGGAGGAAUACACUGUAGAAAAGGUUGUCGACUCUCGGAUGAAGGGAGGCCGUAAAGAGUACCUCUUAAAAUGGAAGGGCUAUCCAGAUUCAGAAAAUACUUGGGAGCCUGAAGCAAAUUUAGAUUGUCCUGACCUAAUAGCCGAGUUUGAGGACAAAAAGAAAAAGAAAGAACAAGAGAAGAAAAGAAAAACACAAAAUGGAACAGAAGAUGGUGCAGCUAAAAAGAAGAAGAAAGUCUCAGAAGUCAAAACAACAGAAGAAGAUAACAAACCUAGAGGUUUUGACAGAGGGCUAUUACCUGAAAGGAUUAUUGGUGCCACAGACAGUUCAGGAGAACUCAUGUUUUUAAUGAAAUGGAAAGACAGCGAUGAAGCAGACUUGGUUCCAGCCAGACAAGCCAACGUGAAGUGUCCACAAAUAGUGAUAGCAUUUUACGAGGAACGACUCACAUGGCACACCCAUAAUGACAAUGAGGAAGAUGAAAGCAAGGAGGACUUAUAAAACAA
This is a messenger RNA of Saccostrea echinata, 711 nucleotides long. RefSeq names its product chromobox protein homolog 1-like. Gene Ontology annotation, biological process: negative regulation of transcription by RNA polymerase II; chromatin organization. Bases 122 to 706 code for a protein of 194 amino acids. The transcript is spliced from 5 exons. Lineage: Eukaryota; Metazoa; Mollusca; Bivalvia; Ostreida; Ostreidae. Gene Ontology annotation, cellular component: pericentric heterochromatin; nucleus. The record is from RefSeq and is a predicted model, not a curated record. Gene Ontology annotation, molecular function: chromatin binding.